AUGGCCCAAGGUUCACAGAAGUUUAAAGCCCAGCGGCCUGGAGCCUCAAAGAAGCACCAGCAGAACAAGCAGAAAGGACCAAAGAAAGGAGGAAGAAUAAUCGCUCCCAAGAAGGCUCAAGUGGUCCAACAACACAAACUAAAAAAGGGUUUAGAAGUGGCCAUUCGGAAAAGGAUCGAGCAGGAGGUGACGCAGAGGGCCAGCUCUUCUUUGCAUAAACCUCUAGCAGUGAUCAAAAUGCCUCAAACUAAAGACUCAAAAGGAUCAAUGCAACCAGGAACAAGCUCGAAGUAG
This is a messenger RNA of Knipowitschia caucasica, 294 nucleotides long. Lineage: Eukaryota; Metazoa; Chordata; Actinopteri; Gobiiformes; Gobiidae. The record is from the annotation of a GenBank genome assembly.